AUGGCAUUUCUUAAUCGGGUCAAAAACUUGUUUCGCGGUGGAACUAUAGAGAAAAAGCUUCCCAGCUAUAUUCAGGACAAUGUUAAUCCAAAGGAUCACUGGAAUAUCAUUGGCGAGCUUGGAGAUGGCGCAUUUGGAAAAGUUGAGAAAGCGGUGUCGAAAACCGACCCGCACAAAUUUGCAGCAUCAAAGAGUAUUGAAAUACAAGAAGGGGAAGAAGUCGAGGAUUUUCUAAUUGAAAUUGAGAUUUUAACACAAUGCAAGAAUCAUCCAAAUAUGGUUGGGCUUUAUUCAUGUUAUUUCUUCGAGAACAAACUUACGAUGAUGCUUGAAUUUUGUGGUGGAGGCGCUGUAGAUAAUAUAAUGCUUGAACUUGAAAAACCGCUUACCGAAUCCCAAAUCAGAUAUAUUGCCUACUAUGUAUGCGAAGCAUUGAAGUUCAUACACUCUCAAAACGUUAUUCAUCGUGACUUGAAAGCGGGAAAUAUUUUGCUCACUGAUGAUGGACAAGUUAAACUUGCCGAUUUUGGAGUAUCCGCAAAAUUGAAGAGUGAUCGAGAAAAACGCGACACAUUUAUUGGUACCCCAUAUUGGAUGGCCCCAGAGGUAAUGAUGUGCGAAACAUUCAAGGAUCAGCCAUAUGAUUGUAAAGCGGAUAUUUGGUCAUACGGGAUUACGUUGAUUGAGAUGGCUCAAAUGGAACCCCCACAUUCUGAUGUUUCGCCAAUGCGAGUGCUCAUCAAAGUUCAAAAAUCGCCACCACCAACACUGGACGAAAACAGCCAUUGGUCUUCGUCAUUCCGAAACUUUCUUAAAAAGUGCCUUGUUAAGCAGCCUGUCGAACGAUUAAGCGCUAGUGAAUUGCUUGAAGAAAAAUGGCUUUCAAACGCCACAAGCGAGAAAAAAUCGAUUUUGAUGCUUCUUGCUGAAAUGCAGGCUGAUGUAAAGGAAGAGGUCAUUAUUGAUGCUGAUGGAGAAUCAAUCGCAGAAUCGGAGGAUAACUCUGCCAGACAUGAAAUCCGUGAUACUUGGAGUUCUGCUUCGGAGAGUCCAGUCCCAAUAAACGGAAAUGCCGAUUUCAUCAAACCGUCGAUGCCAAUUCCACCAGAAACACCAAAGAAACGUGCUGCUCCGCCACCACCAGUUUCUCCAGCUCAUAUGGAAAAAGAAAAGCAUUCUCCGGUUGAAAGCACCGUUGAACUCAUCUUCAAAUCCGAAAGUGACAGAAAUGCGACAACUGAAGUGGUUAAAAAUAUUCCCAACGACGAAAAGGUUGACAAUGUUGGAUACCAAAAAUUAUCGCUUAAUGUUUCUAGUCCAAGCAAGGAAACAAAAUAUAUUGCCAGCCCUGGAAGAGAGGCUAUGAAUAUUCUCGAUGAUUUGAAUAUCGCAUUAGACGGAGAACCGAGUGAACCAUCGCGAGAAAAUUCUUACAAAGGCAGACUUCAUUCUAGCGGAUCUUCUGUGAGCAGCACAUCGCCUACCAAAAAUGAUUUUCAAGUGGAGCAUAGUAUUAGAGACAUUAUCAAUGCUAAUCGCCAUGCUUCUGUUAGCCCUCCAAUUCUUCCAAGCCCUGGGCCGCAGUAUGCAUCCCAUGAAUCGCUUAAUAAAUCGCUGCACAAAACUGGCUCAGAAGCGUCGGUUACUGGAAAAUUCACAUUUAAUGAAAAAGAAGCAGCGAAAUACAACGCAUCGAAACAGAGUGGAGCUGUUAACUCAAUCCAAGCCAAAUUUGAAAGAGUUAACGAUUCUCCAAACUACGUUCCUUUAUCGCCUCCUUGUGAUAUUCCAGAUGGAAUUGUUAAAGCAAAGAAGAAGGCCGUUGAAGAAAGCACAGAAAGAAAUUUGAAUAGAGUUGAAGCAUUGAAGAAUGAGUAUGAUGGAGUAUUCAAACGACCAACACAGGAUCUGAUGGCUAGUCGCACUUUGUCCGAACAAGCAAGAAUCCGAGCGGAAAUUAACUUGAGCCUUCCUUUAACACCAGGAAAAUCUCCAAAUAGUUCUGGUCCAACCAGAACUGAUUCAUCAUCUUCCGCGGGAUCAAAUCGUUCCCCAUCUUCAAAUUCAACACCUCAAACUAAAAGUCCAGAGUAUUUCGAGCUCACGUAUAGCAAGUCGUCAGCCACAACUAACAAAACACCGCCACCAGAACCCCCAGUCGACUAUGACGGAAAUGCAAAAGCCCCUACCCCGCCGGAGCCAAAUAAACCGUCUGUGCCUGUUCCAUCCCCAGUGGUUUCCAGAAAGCCUGACGGGUCUGGACCACGAGCAUUGGGAGGUCGUCGUGAUGCUUCUCGACAAACAGUCACCAAGAAGACUAGAACAUACAUGAUUGAUGGUGUUCAAGUUACUUCUACAACCGUUCAUGUUCUUGGUGUGAAAGACGACAAAGUUCAAAGAAAGCAACAACUUCAUGACUUGCGUCGUCUUCAGCGCGAUGAAGCUCGUCAGAAGCAAGAACUUCAAGCCGAAGGCGUCAAACUUGUUGAUGAGCAAGCGAGAAAGUUUGCACUUGAACAACAGACAUUGAAUCGCCAAUCUGAUCUUGAAAUGGAAGCUAUGGAAAGAAGGCAACGAAAAGAAAUGGAGGAAGCGGAAGCCGCUCAAGAGGCUGAACUUCGAAAUGCACAAAAGAGAUUAAAGAUCGAACAGGAGAAAGACAUGAAGGCGUUCCGGGAACGUUUAAAACAAGACAUGAAAAUCUUCAAGCAAGAGCUUACAAUGCUUUCAAAAGUACAAAGAAAAGAUGCAUUGAAGCAAAGAAAAGAUCAAAUAGAAAUAGAGCAUCAAUUAAAAGAGAAGGAUUUCAUGAUGCAAUUGUCUCUCAAUGGAGAAAGUAUGCUUCAACGCAUGGUUGAAAAACACAAGGAACGAAUGGCGUCGAUGGAAAAGCAAUUCCUCCUGCAGAAGCACAAUCUUCUUCGUGCGAAAGAAAAUAAUAUUUGGGAGUUAGAGGAUAAACAAAUGCGAGAAAAAUUCGUUCUUCAUCGCAAACUAUUCAAGGAUGAAUACUAUCUUUUGAGAACUCAAAUGCUUGCUCGUCAUCAACGAGAAAUGUCUCAAAUAGAGAAGAUGCAUCAAGAAGAGGAAGAUGAGCUCAUUCGAGCUUUAACUCUAGACCGCAAGAAGUUGCCGAAAAUGUUGCGAGCUGAAGCCAAGACUAGAAGUGUCAUGUUCAAGGAAAGCUUGCGUAUCAGUAUGGCUAACAUGUCCAACGCUGAAAUGCAAGAACGUAUCCGCAAGUUUGAUGAGCAAGAAGCAUUGCGCAUGCGCCUCGCACUUGAAGAGCACGAUCUGAAGUCGCAAAAGAAACUUCAAGCUCUCAAAGAGAAGCAUCAAGAAGCGAUUAUUGAGUUGGAUGAGAUGCAGAAUGAGAAGCGCAAGCAACUUCUUGAAAAGGAGAAGAACACAAUGUACGAACACGAAAUGAAAUAUCAUGAAAUGCGAAAUGUUUGGCAGGAGAAUCUUGUUGCGCGCAAAACGAGUCUUGAAGAACGAUUCCAAGAGGAGCUCAGCAAACAGGAGAUGUUUUACGGACUUCCGUACAAUACUAGCCAAGCAACAACUGGGCUAAGCGCUCGUCAAAUGACAUAA
Caenorhabditis bovis is the source of this 3594-nucleotide messenger RNA. The record is from the annotation of a GenBank genome assembly. NCBI's taxonomy places the organism in Eukaryota, Metazoa, Nematoda, Chromadorea, Rhabditida, Rhabditidae.